AUGGAGUCCAUGUCGCGCCGCCCGUCGCAGCGCCAGAACAACGAUCACAGUCCUCCAGAAUCCUCGACCCAAGCCACCUCGUCCCUCCAAGAAUCCAGCGUGCUAGUCGACCAUCCGUCUCCCGAAGCGCGGUCGACCCCACAACUACCAGACGACAACGACCUGAAGAAAUGCUGGAUCUGUUUCUCAGACGAGAGUGAAGAUGGUCCCGAGACGUCGGCGUGGAGAGAUCCUUGCCCUUGUGCCCUGGUAGCACACGAGGCUUGUCUGCUCGACUGGAUUGCCGACAUGGAGUCUCCCACUACCCGCAAACGCACCCUCGGUCCACCCGCCAUCGUAUGUCCCCAAUGCAAGGCAUCCAUUCAGCUAGUACGCCCACGAGAUCCUAUCGUCGAAGUCGUCAGAGCGCUCGAGAGAGUUGCUGCCAAAGCCGUAGCCCCAGCCGCCCUGACAGUUGCCUUCAGCGCUGUUGUUCAUGCUUGUGCUGUUCAUGGUCUCUAUACCGUCACCUCCAUAUUCGGCCCUCAAGACUCAAGACGCAUCCUACAACCUCUGAUCGACAACAUCUGGACUGCAGCCCGCCCCAUCGAUCAGCUGCGCAACUUCAUGCAGCACUGGCGCCUUCGCAUUGGUCUGCCUCUCAUCACCCCACUCCUCAUCCUCUCCCGCACCACUCUCGCCGACUCCAUCCUCCCUGUCCUUCCCAUCGUCUUCUUUGCGACUCAAGGUGAUACCUCCGAUACUCUCGACAUGAUUUCGUGGCCGCCGUCAGCAAGCAUGACCUUUGCAGUCCUCCCGUACAUUAGAUCCGCCUACAACACAUACCACCAACGCGUCUGGGCUGAGAGGGAGAAGAAGUGGCUUAAGGAGAUUCAACCUAGAAGUGGUCAGCAGGAGGCGGAUGCAAAUGCUCAACUCGCCGUUGAUGCAGAGAUGGAGGCUGCCGAGGAAGACAACAACUUUGAGAUCAGAAUAGAUGGCAACAUUUGGGAAGACUGGGCAGGCGCUGAGGAUGAUGAUGUUCUGUUGGAAGUGCAGGAAGGUCAAGCACAUCCUCUCAACGCUCCGCCAUUGCCUGAUGAUGCUCCGCUGCCUCAAGGCCAGAACCAGAACAUACCACAACAACCACAACCACCCCGACCCCAGCAGAACCCUCCCCCAUUACCGCCACAAAAUAGGGAAGAACGUCUGCUCUCCUUCAGCACAAACUCACUCGCACAAACCAUCAUGUCUGCGCUUCUAUUUCCCACAAUCGCUUCAGUAUCCGGCGAUCUACUCACAUACAUCCUACCACGCUCAUGGACUACACUUCCUGCGUCAAAAUGGGGUAUGGGUAGAGGUAGGGCCACAGGUCUCCUUCAGAACAAAUGGGGCAGGAGUGUCGUAGGAGGAUGUCUGUUCGUGGUCGUCAAGGAUGCUGUCAUGCUCUAUGUCAGAUGGAAGAUGGCGAGACAGCACCAAAGAAGACAUGUGGUUGACUAUGACAGGAAGAACAAGAAGUAA
Aureobasidium musti is the source of this 1503-nucleotide messenger RNA. Lineage: Eukaryota; Fungi; Ascomycota; Dothideomycetes; Dothideales; Saccotheciaceae. The record is from the annotation of a GenBank genome assembly.